AUGUCCCAAGAUGUUCAGGUAACAGGAAGUAUACUCAAAGAUGGAUCAAGUACAGUUUCUGAACAACUACAAGUUGUAAGUGGUGUAAGUAAAACUCUGACAUGUGAAACAAAUGUAAGCAAACCAGCAGCUACAAUAGUAUGGUAUAUUGGAACACAAGAAAAACAAAGAUCAACCUCUACAGCCCUAACAUUCAACCCACAGAACAACGAUCAUAAUAAACAAGUUUACUGUAAAGCGUUUAACACACAACCUGAGAGUCAAGCUGUCACUUCAUACAAAUCAACACUCUUUGUACAAGAACGGGCAACAGUAAAAUCGUUCUACAUUGGUCAAAAUGACAGUCAAACAGUAGCUACCUUUGAAGAACACGAUGUGAACAUUCCUCUUACUUGUGUUGUUAGUGGAAUGCCUGCCUCCGAAAUUUAUGUUAGUUUCAAGGGGGGUAUUAUUGCAAGAGGGUCUAACACAAAUAAGCUACAAUACAAUUUUGGAAAGAUUGCUUGCGCUAAAAGUGGCGUAUAUAUCUGCAAAGGCUUUGAUAUUUUCGGGAUGUUUACAAGCAGAACGGUUGAAUUGUUUGUGGAGUGUUCACCAAGACCAAUACGACAAGUCCUUCACAACAUAACCAGUCAGAUUGGUUCAUCAAUAUUACUUACCUUCAAAGUGAUAGCAUAUCCUGAACCGGGACCUAAAGGCUUUAAAUGGUUCAUUGAAGACAGGCUUAAUUGGAUUUCUUUAUUAAGUAACAAAGAUUUUCAAAUUUCAUCGUCUGGUUUGGAGACUAAUUUAACAAUCUCAAACGCAUCUCGGGAGCAUUAUGGAAAAUAUCGUGUUACUGCUGUAAACAAAAUUGGCUCAUAUGACCAGAUAUUUUUUCUUUCAGAAAAAGAUUCCAGAUCUAACUCGUGCAUGAGUACAAUAAAGACGAGUUAUACAAUGUCAAUAGCUCUCGGAGCUGUAUGCGUAGUUGUGGUAGUCUACGCAACAUGCUUGACCAUUCUGUACAAGAGGAAAAUUCAAAAGAAAGGUACAUCAUCACACCUGGAUGGAAACAAUACGAACGACAACAUAGUUAAUCUUUCCGACAUUACAGUGGUACGACAAAAUGAAGAAGAGACAUCAGUUAUUGAAAAAGAAUCAGAUAAGCAAUAUACAGAACUGACAAGUUAUUCAAACGAUAAUACAGCGUAUGAACUCUUACAAAAUUAGAAAGUAUUUGUGAGAUUGCAGCACGUGCAUUAUAGUGUAUGGUUUAUUAAUUGUUGUAUGGUUUAUUAAUUGUUGUAGACAGAUGUUAGUUUGCGUGUAAUAGAGAUGAUUAUUUUUAAGUCUUAUUUACAAAUGUACUAAUAAGAACAUUGAUUUAGCAAUGGAUUUUGUAGUCAUAACCUGAUACUUUAUGUGCCCUUUAAGUUAAAAAAGCAAUCAUAUAAUGAUUAUUAUGGAUCUGUAGUAAAAUUAUGUUUUAUUUAAACACAAAACUAUGCACAGGUUUUAAUUUUAAAAGAAAGUAAUAAAUUAGAAUAAAUAAAUAAAUGAAUGAAUAAAUAAAUAAAUAAACAAAUAAAGGAAUGUCUAUGGAAUAGACCCUAUUAUAAUCAACUUCUGUGACAGUUACAGCCUGUAGAGUUUAAAUCUCUGUUGUAUUUUUUUAUGUUUUUAUUUUAUGUUUGUGUUUUUGUAUAUUGUAAGCUGCUUAUUUCUUUUCUAUUUCAUUCGCCAUGGAAACUUAGUUUCAUUAUUUUAUUGAUAUGAAUAAUCUUAUAGUUGUUUGCAGCUUUUUGUUUAUAGUUGUUGGAUAUUCGUAAAGCCAUUUUACUUUAUAUCAUUUUGUAAAGCUUGCGUAGGAUUUGUUCAUGUGAAGCUAUUACUGUGUUUGAUAUUGUUAUGGGUGAUUAACACAGAUAAAUGAAAUCAGACGUUAGGGUUGCUGUUGCUGAGUCGUUAAGGCUGAUGACUUCUAGCCACUUGCCUAUCGCCGCUGUAGGACCAGCUGUUCCUGCAUUUCCAGAUUCUCUAUGACUGUGAGAAACGAAAUAUUCAGCUAGCUUUAAGAACGUCGGUGGUUCUACGUAGGUAACCGUUUUGGCUAGAGGUUUACUCUUUGCCCGUACAUUCGACCACAUAUUCUGGUUUCAGUCAUGAAUAAAAUGCAAAACCUUUGUUUAACAAACAUGGAAUGUGGACGGUCUUGUACGAUAUUUAUUCUUUUCAUUGAGGUUGAUAUGGUUACGGAAAGAUGAAAACCAAUAAAAAUUUAGCUGGAUAGUGCUAUUACUCAAGAAGUGCCAAAGCUAGGUUGAUGAUAUUUUGUAUAUGAUGAUUAUGUAUGUCAUUUUAUUAUUUUCGUCUGUCUGGCUGUUAGCUGUCACUUUGUCAAACCAAAGAAAUCUUGAUCCUGAAGUAAGUAUAAACAUUAGGUUGCUGAUACGUUGCAAUAUACAGAGGGUCGUACAGAUACAACAUUAUACCGGCAAGGCACUGCAACAAUUUUUUAUGUUAUUCUUUUAUAUUUUAUGUGCGUGUGCGCGUGCGUGCGGGCGUGUGUGUGUGUGUGAUAAAAUAAUGCUUAUUAAAUGCUAUUUUUUUCGUGUCGUUGUGUGUGUAUUUGUAAUUUUCAUUAAUAAUUGUAGAUAGGGUGUUCUCUUGCAGUGAUAGUUUGCAAAAACUUCAAUUCUAAAUGGAAAUUCCUUUAAAUUAAAAUAGAUAAGCUUACUUUACAAACGAUUAAAUGCCUUGAACAAGUUAAAGUAAUGAUAAUUUUAAUAACUUUCGUCAGAUCCUUACCCAGGAUAAAAUAAUCUUUGAACGUAACCAUAUAAAAUGUUGAUAUUUCAGCUUCACAUUGAAUUCUGAUAUGUAAAGUGUUAUGCUACUAUGUAGUGGGUAUUAACAUACAGUGUCUCAUAUGUUUGUAUUCAUGAUGAAAUAAAAAAAGCUUUGAAUAAUUAAAAAGAAAAGGAUGAAUGAACUACUUCGAUGAGUAAAGCUGUUUUUUAAGUAUAAGUACACUAUCUAUUCACCUUUUGUAGUGUCUGUUUUAUUAGUAAUUCAUGUACUAAAUCAUGUUUUGUAUUCAAGACCUCAUUAAUAAAACACCAUUCGUAUGUUAAUUGCACAAUUGCGUUGCAAGAUUUGUUUACACAUAAAUAUAACACUAGGAAAUGGGAUUAUUUACUUACAAGAGUUCAUGUGCCUGCCUUCGUCGAUAAAUUGAAUACAUAAGCAAAGCACGGAAAUCACUUAGUUUAAUGAAAAGAAAAUUAUCUAAUUUAAAGGAAAUCUCAAUUAAUUAUACUCGUGAGAAACAAUGCAUGGAAUUUAAAUAAAAAGGAUCUAAAAGGCUUG
Ruditapes philippinarum (Manila clam) is the source of this 3351-nucleotide messenger RNA. RefSeq lists its product as uncharacterized. The record is from RefSeq and is a predicted model, not a curated record. NCBI's taxonomy places the organism in Eukaryota, Metazoa, Mollusca, Bivalvia, Venerida, Veneridae. The coding region runs from base 1 to 1212 and encodes 403 amino acids. The transcript is spliced from 7 exons.